Leguminivora glycinivorella is the source of this 3203-nucleotide messenger RNA. RefSeq names its product gastrula zinc finger protein XlCGF57.1-like. The record is from RefSeq and is a predicted model, not a curated record. The coding region runs from base 147 to 1874 and encodes 575 amino acids. Gene Ontology annotation, molecular function: RNA polymerase II cis-regulatory region sequence-specific DNA binding; DNA-binding transcription factor activity. The transcript is spliced from 2 exons. Gene Ontology annotation, biological process: regulation of transcription by RNA polymerase II. Lineage: Eukaryota; Metazoa; Arthropoda; Insecta; Lepidoptera; Tortricidae.
CGUUGUUGUAAUAAUUGUUGCCUUCAUUUAUUUUUGUUUCAAUAAUAUCACGAAUAUUUUGCAUAAAUAACUAUUAUAGAAUGAGACACUUUUGACACAAUUGUAUGUCUUUUGAGAGUGCGAGUUGUGACGCGGGACCGUGAGAGAUGGAGACGAGUGCCGAGUCUGGCAGCAUGUCGCCGGCGCGCGUGAAGCUGGAGCCCGAGGCGGACCAGUCGGAAAUGAGCAUUGUUAAAGAAGAAGCUGUAUUCCUGGAUGAAGAGGAGCGUGUGAAGGAGGAGUGGUCGGACAGCACGGCUGGGCUCGGCGUGAGCGAGGCAGCCAUGCUGGCCGACUUGUACAUCGAGCACGAGGUGAAGGACGAGCUCGUGCUGGGGCCGGAGCGCCCGCACCGCCCCGUAGUCGCCCCGGCCGCGCUAUAUAAUCGUGUCGCAGCGUCCGCUCUCGUCUCCCCUGCUGCGGUGUCGGGUGUGCGCCGCUCGUGCUCGGUCAGGCUGGAGCGCCUGCUGGUGGACGCGGCGCGGCGCACCUGCCGGGUCGCGCGCCGCACGUACAAGCUGCGCGCCGCCGAGCCCGCACACACACCCAGCGCCAUCGCCACCGGCUAUCAGUGUCACCAUUGCGGCAAAUGGUUCAGGAACAAGUUGGUACUGAAGAUACACGUAAACACUCACUCAGAUGAGAAGCCUUUUAGCUGUAGCCACUGUAACCUCAAGUUUAGAAGGAAAGACCAGUUAAAAGUUCACCUAAUGGUCCACACGGGUGAGAAGCCUUACAACUGUAGUCACUGUGCCUACAAAAGUAAAUCAAAAUAUAAUUUACAGAAUCAUCUAAUGACUCACACAAAUGAGAAACCUUUUACUUGUAGCCACUGUGGCUACAAGUGUAGCAAAAAAUACCAGAUACGAAGGCACCUAAUUACACACACAGGCGAAGAGCCUUUCAGUUGUAAUCAAUGUGACUACACAUGUAAAAAAAAACAAGAGUUAAGAAUCCACCUAAUGACACACACAGGCGGGAUGCUUUUUAGUUGUAACCAAUGUGACUUCAAGUGUAGAAGAAAAUACAAGUUUAAAAUUCACCUAAUGACUCACACAGGCGAGAUGCCUUUUAGUUGUAACGAAUGUGACUUCAAGUGUAGAAGAAAAUACGAGUUACCAAUGCACCUAAUGACACACACAGGCGAAAAGCCUUUCAGUUGUAACCACUGUGAUUACAGGUGUAGCAGAAAAUACCUGUUAAAAAUUCACGUAAUGAUUCACACCGGCGAAAAGCCUUAUAGCUGUACCCAGUGUGACUACAAGAGUAAAACUAAAGCAGAAUUACGAAAGCACCUAAUCGUUCACGUAGACGAGAAGCCUUUCAAUUGUAGCCACUGUAGCUACAAGAGUAAAACUAAAGCAGAAUUACGAAAGCACCUAAUCGUUCACGUAGACCAGAAGCCUUUCAACUGUAGCCACUGUAGCUACAAGUGUAGUUUAAAAACAGCUUUACUGCAGCACCUAAGGACUCAUACAGACGAGAAGCCUUUCAGCUGUAGCCACUGUAGCUACAAGUGUAGAUUUAAAACAGGUUUACGGCAGCACCUAAUGACUCACACAGACGAGAAGCCUUUCACCUGUAGCCACUGUGAUUGGAACUUUAGAACAAAAGCACAUUUACAGAGGCACCUGAUGGUUCACACUGACGAGAAGCCUUUCAGUUGUAGCCACUGCAGCCAAAAAUGUAGGUCAAAAGAAGAUUUGCGGAGGCACUUGAUGACUCACACAAACGAGAAGCCUUUCGGCUGUAGCCAUUGUGAUUACAAGGGUAGAAGGAAAGCACAUUUACGGCAACACCUGAAGACUCACUCAGAUGUGAAGCAUUUAGGGUAAGCCGCUAUGGGUGUGGGUUGCCUCGUAUGUGUUGUGCAGCCGCUGUUAAUACAAGUGUAGAAGAACAUACCGGUUACCAAUUAACCUAAGAACUUUUACGGACACACACUGGUGAAAAACGCUCUUAACACUUUCAUUUUCAGGCCGAAAUCUAAGUUCAUUGCUGAACGCGCACUCGAUGAAUAAACCACGGUACACGCCAAGAACUGCGGAGUCCAAUUAUUUUUAUGCCGUAUGCCGUCGACUUCCCUAGGGAGUCCAGGGCUGUCACAACAGGCGAAAAUUGCCAACGCCCAUAUACAUAAUUUUAGUUUGCAAAGUGAUGUACGUUCCCAUUGAGGGUCCACGUUAGAAUUUCGGGCUUUUCAAUGUGUCAGUCUCUAGUAAAAGUUCUCAAACGAUUGUAAAUUCAACCAAUAAUUUGUAAAAGUAGGCACUCAUAAGUUACAUUCGGUUAAAGGUGGACAUGUCAGUCGCGCAUGUCAGGUAUCCAUAUUUCAUAAUCCAACUUAAAUUUUCAACUUCUGUUAAUGACUACUCUUAGUAAAAGAUUUGUAAAACUAAUUUCAUUAAUUGUGACUCCUUUCUGCUAACUCAAUACGAAAAAAUGGCAUGCAGAAUGUGGUCCCUCAAUUGAUCGCGAUAAGUUCACAUUAAGAGAGAACAAUAAUAUUAUUUAAAAUAUAGGUGUGACUGAGAGACCAGUGAGAGUUAGUAAAGGUACUCGAAACAUUGUAAAUUCAAGCUUUAGUUUGUAAAAGAUGCCAUUCAAAAGUUUCAAUCGAUUAAAGGUGUUCCCUCAAUUGAAACGUUUGUCAUAAAAAUAAAUAAAUUUUCGUAACAUUUGGUUGUUAAAGAGACAAUUGCUAUAGUUCACUCGUUAGUAAAAAAUACCGUUUUACUUAAAAUAAUAAUCAAAUGCCUGCGAAGAAAUACUUCGGGCCAGGUGACCACAGAUCAGGAUUUUGAUGGAUAUAUAAAAUGGAUACCUGACAUGCACGACUGAGGGUCCACCUUUAACCGAAUGUAACUUUUGAGUGCCUACUUUUACAAAUUAUUGGUUGAAUUUACAAUCGUUUGAGAACUUUUACUAAAGACUGAUACAUUCAGAAGCUCGAAAUUCCAAUGUGGACCCUCAAUGGGAACGCACGCACAUUGCAAAGUGAACAUAUUAUACAAUUACAUAGAGGUAUUUCGCAUACCUACCAUUAAUAUCUAGGUUAUUAUUAUUACUUUGGCUGCAUAAUACAAACAUUUAAAUAACAUUUCAUUCUAAUCCUAAACUAACCUAACCUAACCACAAAAUUAAAAUUUUAAAAAACCCCCGAC